Messenger RNA from Sceloporus undulatus (fence lizard), 1179 nucleotides. RefSeq names its product gastrin releasing peptide receptor (gene GRPR). The transcript is spliced from 3 exons. NCBI's taxonomy places the organism in Eukaryota, Metazoa, Chordata, Lepidosauria, Squamata, Phrynosomatidae. Gene Ontology annotation, molecular function: G protein-coupled peptide receptor activity. Gene Ontology annotation, biological process: G protein-coupled receptor signaling pathway. Bases 16 to 1179 code for a protein of 387 amino acids. The record is from RefSeq and is a predicted model, not a curated record. Gene Ontology annotation, cellular component: membrane.
AGUCAGCUCCUGGCAAUGGCUUCUGAGGAGUGCAUUUUGCUAGAUGUGGAAUUGGAUGACUUUAUUCUCUGCAACAUCUCUGCCACUCAACAGGCUAAUUUCUCUCUGCUGGGUGAGGACUUCUUUUACUAUAAAUUUCUAUAUGCAAUUCCAACUAUUUAUGGAAUCAUCAUUUUGAUAGGUCUUGUUGGCAAUAUCACACUGAUCAAAAUCUUCUGUUCUGUGAAGUCCAUGAGAAAUGUUCCCAAUUUGUUCAUCUCCAGCUUGGCAUUUGGAGACUUGCUUCUUUUGCUCACCUGUGUUCCUGUGGAUGCCAGCAGGUACCUGUCUGCUGAAUGGCUCUUUGGUCGGGUUGGAUGUAAACUUAUUCCUUUCAUACAGCUCACUUCAGUGGGGGUGUCUGUCUUCACACUCAUGGCUCUCUCUGCAGACAGGUACAAAGCCAUAGUGAGACCAAUGGACAUCCAAGCUUCCCAUGCACUAUUGAAGAUUUGCUUGAAAGCUGCCCUGAUCUGGAUUUUUUCCAUGCUGCUUGCUGUUCCUGAAGCUGUGUUUUCAGACUUGCGUCCUUUCUAUGACAAAGGCACUAAUAAAACAUUCAUCAGCUGCACACCUUAUCCACUUACCAAUGAGCUGCACCCCAAAAUUCAAUCAAUGGCUUCCUUUCUUAUCUUUUACGUUAUUCCCCUAUCUGUGAUUUCAGUAUAUUAUUAUUUCAUUGCCAAAAAUCUCAUCCGGAGUGCCUACAACCUACCAGUAGAAGGGAAUCUGCAUGUUAGGAAACAGAUGGAAUCCCGAAAACGCCUAGCCAAGACUGUCCUGGUUUUUGUUUGUAUCUUUGCUGUCUGUUGGCUUCCAAACCACAUCAUCUACUUAUAUCGGUCAUACCAUUACUCUGAGGUGGACACAUCUGUCCUGCACUUUAUCACCUCCCUCUGUGCUCGAAUCCUGGCAUUUGCUAACUCUUGCAUCAACCCUUUUGCACUCUACCUGCUCAGCAAGAGUUUUCGUAAACAGUUCAAUCAUCAGUUGAGAUGUUGCAAGGCCCCAGCUCUCAUUCGGUCCCAGAGCAUGGGCAGAAGCACGACACGGAUGGCAUCCCUCAAGAGUACCAACCAGUCAAUGGUCACAUUCAGUUUUAUCAAUGGCAACCACCUCUGCCACGAGGGUACAGUAUAG